UGUGGUGGGGCGCUGGUAGAGUCGCUGUGGGAUGCUGGUACUGCUCUGAGAUGUUUUCUUCCAGUGGGCUUUUGGAGUAGGAUGUCGGAGAACCAAGAGCAGGAGGAAGUGAUCACUGUUCGUGUUCAAGAUCCCCGCAUACAGAAUGAGGGCUCCUGGAAUUCUUAUGUGGAUUACAAGAUAUUCCUCCAUACAAACAGCAAGGCAUUUACUGCCAAGACUUCCUGUGUGCGGCGUCGAUAUCGAGAGUUUGUGUGGCUGAGGAAGCAGCUUCAGAGAAACGCUGGUUUGGUGCCUGUACCUGACCUUCCUGGGAAGUCCACCUUCUUUGGCAGCUCGGAUGAGUUCAUUGAGAAGCGACAAGGUCUGCAGCACUUCUUGGAGAAGGUCCUGCAGAAUGUAGUACUUCUGUCAGACAGCCGGUUGCACCUCUUCCUGCAAAGCCAGCUCUCCGUGCCUGAGAUAGAAGCCUGUGUUCAGGGCCGAAGCUCCAUGAACGUGUCUGAUGCUAUUCUUCGCUAUGCUAUGUCCAACUGUGGCUGGGCCCAGGAAGAGAGGCAGAGUGCCUCUCACCUGGCCGAAGGAGACCAGCCUAACAAUUGCUGCUUUCUUCCAAGAUCAGGGAGGAGGAGCUCGCCCUCACCACCUCCCAGUGAAAAGAAGGACUAUUUAGAAGUGUGGGCACCUGUGGUUGAGUCUGAGGUUCCAUCUUUGGAAAGUCCCACACUGCCACCCCUCUCCUCACCGUCAUGCUGUGAUUUCACAAGAUCUGACAAGGGACCCUCCACUCCCCAACCUUCGAAGACCACGGUGGGGGACCAUGCUGUGCUUUUGGACCCUGAUGCACUAGACACAGUUUGGGAAAAGUGAGCUCUGCCCCAAGUUCUGGGUUCUACUUUGAGGUGGCCAGGUGAAGAUGCAGGCCAGGCGGGACUGGGCACAGGGCAGGUAGAGGGGAAGUUGGUCUGCUUAGCUUCUUGCAGUCACCUCUUGCUGAGAUCAGGUACACAGAGGUAGGCUGUGAUUGCUGCUCAUGCCUCCUCUAUAGGAAUAGAUGCUGAGCAGGCAUUUGUAAGAGACAAGGAGGGCCCACAUGCUACUGAUUCUGAAUCUGACUCUUUAUUUUCCCUCUCCUGGGAGCUGAAUUUCUUCAGGUGUGUUUAUAAGCUCAGGAGCACUACCAACUCAGGUAAU
Molecule: messenger RNA, 1194 nt
Organism: Dipodomys spectabilis (banner-tailed kangaroo rat)
Lineage: Eukaryota; Metazoa; Chordata; Mammalia; Rodentia; Heteromyidae
Product: sorting nexin-11-like
Exons: 1
Coding region: 82-870 (262 amino acids)
Biological process (GO): intracellular protein transport
Molecular function (GO): phosphatidylinositol binding
Source: RefSeq, a predicted model, not a curated record